GAAGAGUGCAGAAAGCUUUGCAGCUCUGAGCGACAACGCCUACAACUCUCUUCACAUAGACCACCCAAGGACACCCGCCUGAAUCAAGCUCCCCCAGAGUUGCGAGGAACAUAAUUGCUUUUCUCAAGCAACCCCCGGCCUCCUGGAUCUGAAUGCCCUUCCGGGGCCUGAUUGUGCUGAUCGGCAGCUGAGUGAUGAACUUCGGCAGGGAGGUGGCUCGACAGACCAGUUGUUAUACAUAUGUCAUAGGAGAUGAGGAUCCAGCCCUGGCGUGUCUAAAUGUAUUUGAGUUGACCGAGAAGGGUGACCAGGCUCUGCUGGAGAGCCUGGUGAGGAAGAACCCUGAGGUCCUACGUGAGAAAGAUGAGAGCGGAGCCAGUCCCGUUCAUCACGCCGCCGCGGGCGGCCAUGUCGGCCUCAUCCACUUCAUCAGCGCUGUCAUGGGCUUGCACGCUCUCAACAGCCGCGACGAUCACGGCAACGUGCCCCUUCACCUGGCCGUGGACAAGAACCAGGCGGAGAGCUGCAGGGCUCUACUGGACCUGAAGGCCGACCCGAACAUCCUCAACAAGGCCCUGCUGUCGCCUCUGCACCUGGCCAUCAGCCAUGGACACAACAACCUGGUGGAGCUCCUGCUCUCCUACAGCACGGUAGAUUACAACCAGUCAGGAGAUCUUGGCAACACCCCUUGCAUGAUGGCCUGCUCCCUCAACAACUGCGAAGCUCUCACCUUGCUGAUAAAACAUGGAGCGCGACUCUGCCAGCAGAACAAGCUGGGCCAUUUUGCUGUGCACGCAGCUGCCUUCGCAGGCGCAAGGAAGGCCAUGGAAGUCAUCCUGAAGGCCGGGGAGGAGCUGGGCUACUUCACUGACAACCACAUUAACUAUGUGGACAAAUCCAACAGCAGUCCUCUCCACCUGGCCGUGAGAGGCGGGAACAUCGAGACCAUCCGCUUCUGCAUCGCCAUGGGGGCCAAAGUGGACCAGCAACAGCAUGACAGAUCCACGCCGCUUCAUUUGGCUUGCACCCAAGGUGCCAUCGAGGUGGUCAAACUGAUGCUGUGCUCUUACGGCCGAGUGGAGGAGAUCAUUAACCUCAAGGAUGGUGCCUGUCAGACGCCUUUACACAGGGCUACAAUAUUUGACCACGUGGAGCUAGCAGACUACCUCAUAUCUUUGGGUGCAGAGGUAAACUCCACUGACUGUAAAGGGAACUCCCCCUUGCUGGUGGCUACAAGCUGCGGGGCAUGGAGAACCGUGGCGCUGCUGCUGUCAAAAGGGGCGAACGUCAGUCUAAAAGACAAAUUUGGUUGCAACUUCCUCCACCUGGCCAUCCUGCAACCUAAGGGGUUGAAAAACCUCCCAGAAGAUAUUCUGCAGCGUAACAGCGUGAAGGCCUUGCUGAGCUGCGAGGAUAACGAGGGCUGCACCCCGCUCCACUACGCGUGCAGGCUGGGCAUCCACGACUCGGUGCGGAACAUGCUGGGACUCUCGGGGCAGCUGGGCCUCGCUUGCAAGUCCAAGGAUAAGAAGUCGGCCCUGCACUUUGCUGCUCAGUAUGGACGUGUUAAUACGUGUCACAGGUUACUGGAGACCAUCAAAGACUCCCGCUUGCUGAACGAAGGCGACGAGCGGGGCCUGACGCCGCUUCAUUUGGCGUCCAGAGGGGGGCACACGGAGGUGGUGGAGCUGCUGCUGCGCAAAGGGGCUCUUUUUCACAGUGAUUACAAGGGCUGGACCUGCCUGCACCAUGCUGCCUCCGAGGGAUUCACACAAACCAUGGACAUUAUCUUAUCGGCCAAUAUGAAGCUACUAGAUAAAACAGAUGAAGACGGGAACACCGCCCUCCACAUCGCGGCGAGAAUGGGCCACGUGGCUGCGGUCAUGGUGAUGGUGAAUCGGGCCGCGGAGUUCACGCUGAACAAGAACGACACGUCGUUUCUCCACGAGGCGCUGCAAAACGGGAAACAAGAUGUGGUCAAUGCUGUCAUUGACAGCGAAAGGUGUGUGGAGGCUCUGGUCCUGUUUAAACCCGGUUCACCUCAGCGAAGUCCCAUACUCGACAUGAUCGAAUAUCUGCCUGAGACCUACAAGCACCUGUUGGACUGCUGCGUGAGGGAGUCUGAGGACGAUCACAACAGCCCUAACUACAACAUUGAAUAUGAUUUCAAAUGGCUCCAAGCUCCCCUUGAAAUGCAGAAGGACCUGGACAAGUCCCAUAGGGUUCAGCCCUUAGCUUCACUCAAUGCGAUGGUGAAAUACAACCGCCUUGAGCUCCUCAACCAUCCAGUCUGCAAUAAGUACCUCUCCAUGAAGUGGGCGGCGUACGGGAGCACGGCCCACAUGCUCAACAUGUUCCUGUACCUUCUUGGCUUGCUGCCGCUGACCCACCUCAUCGUCACUCUGAGGCCGUCCAUGAACAUCACAGAAACGGGCGAGCGUCAACUCAUCAUGGUGCCCGUGUCUCUGAAGGAGCAGAGUCUGUUCCUGUCCUUCUGUAUGGUGAUGGUCUUGGUCAUGAACAUCUACGCCAUAAUUAAGGAAGUGUUGCAGAUAAUACAGCAGCGUUGGAACUACAUCAAGGACUACUCCAACCAAAACGACUGGUUCUCUGCCAUCUUCUCGCUUCUGUUCGUCAUCCCUCUCAUGGCCAACUCGCAAGGUUCUUUGCACUGGCAAGCAGGAGCUAUGGCGGUUUUACAAUCCUGGGUUGGAUUUCUUCUGUAUCUCCAGAGGUUUGAGGGCAUUGGUAUCUAUGUUGUGAUGUUCGGCGAGAUCAUGCGGACGCUGUAUCGUGUUGUAAUGCUCUUCUUUUACCUCCUGCUGGCGUUUGCCUUGGCCUUCCAUGCUCUGAUGCUCAACCAGAGAGAGUUUGACAACGUGCCGCUUGCACUGAUGCAAUCCUUCGUGAUGAUGGUGGGAGAACUCAACUACCAGAACAACUUCCUGGAUGCUUAUCUGAACAACGAGCUUCCCUUUGACUUCUUGACGUUGUUCAUUUUGACGUCCUUUGUUCUGCUCAUGCCCAUCUUGCUGGUUAAUCUGAUGAUCGGUUUGGCGGUUGGAGACAUCGCCGAAGUGCAGAAAAAUGCUGCCAUGAAACGAAUAGCCAUGCAGAUCGACCUCCACACCGCUCUGGAAGACAAGCUGCCUUACUGGUUUAUCAAACGGGCCGACAAACCCUCCAUCGUCGUCUACCCGAACCGCAAGUGUUCCAAGCACUUCAUAAUGCAACUACUAUCAGGCGGCGGGGAGGACGGGGACGACAGUUGGAAGCGCACGCAGGCUGCUUCACAAACCUGCUCGACAAUACAGAAUGAGCUGAAAAAGCAGAAGUGCAGGAUGAAGGAGAUGUCCAACAUCCUGGAGAAGCAGCACACCCUGCUGAAGCUCAUCAUCCAGAAGAUGGACAUCACCUCCGAGGCGGACGAGUACGACGGUCCGGUGAACAAGAGGGGCAGCAUGUGGCCCCGAAUGUGUCCGCCCAAACGCUCCAGCAGCAGCAGCAGCAGCGUGUCUCGCUGGGUGCCGCUCAUGAAGGCCAUCGAGUCCAAGCCCAAAUGA
Messenger RNA from Dunckerocampus dactyliophorus (ringed pipefish), 3563 nucleotides. RefSeq names its product transient receptor potential cation channel, subfamily A, member 1b (gene trpa1b). NCBI's taxonomy places the organism in Eukaryota, Metazoa, Chordata, Actinopteri, Syngnathiformes, Syngnathidae. Bases 195 to 3563 code for a protein of 1122 amino acids. The transcript is spliced from 29 exons. Gene Ontology annotation, molecular function: monoatomic ion channel activity; protein binding. The record is from RefSeq and is a predicted model, not a curated record. Gene Ontology annotation, cellular component: membrane. Gene Ontology annotation, biological process: monoatomic ion transport; transmembrane transport.